This is a messenger RNA of Anastrepha ludens (Mexican fruit fly), 1818 nucleotides long. RefSeq names its product phospholipid scramblase 1-like. Gene Ontology annotation, molecular function: phospholipid scramblase activity. Gene Ontology annotation, cellular component: plasma membrane. Lineage: Eukaryota; Metazoa; Arthropoda; Insecta; Diptera; Tephritidae. Gene Ontology annotation, biological process: plasma membrane phospholipid scrambling. The record is from RefSeq and is a predicted model, not a curated record. The transcript is spliced from 5 exons. Bases 200 to 1312 code for a protein of 370 amino acids.
UGGUUUUGCAGUUCUAACAUAAUGUAAAACCUGACAACUUUUGGAGUGUAGUCUUCCUUAUUUCUGUUUCUAGUCCUGCGUUUUGCUUACCCCUGGAAGGAAUAUAUAUCCGAAGGAGUACACUGAUUCUCUCAGAAGGCGAGGAGUACUUAUCACAGAAAGCUUGUUAAAACAAAAUCUUCUAAGAUCUCAACCCACAAUGUCGAUGCCAAUGAGUAAUGUAAAUAAGGGCGGAUAUGUGCCGCCAGGAUUUGGAGCUGGGUAUCCAUCAGGAGGGACUGCACCUAAUAUGCCGCAAGGUGGAGCUUAUGGGCCCUCAGCACCGGGUGCAUAUGGUUUUACUCCUGGCCCACCACAGGGCGGCGGCUAUGCGCCCGUACCACAAAUGCCUGCCUACGGUGAAGUUCCUCCAAAUAUUGGUGGUCCACAGCCUCCAUAUGGAGGUAUGGCUCAACCACAGCCACUGUACAAUGGUGGCGGUGGCUUUCAACCUUCGCCUGGAUUUGGCCCACAAGGUCCAGUAGUUACGCAACCGGGAAUGCCGCCGCCAGGACAACCUGGACAACCAAUGAUGCAACCACCACAAGCAAUGGGACCGGCAGGCGAUUGGAUGAGUAUGCCAGCCGGCAUACCGAAUUGUCCGCGCGGCUUGGAAUACCUUACGAUGGUCGACCAGCUUUUGGUUAAACAAAAAGUCGAAUUACUCGAAGCUUUCACCGGUUUCGAGACCAAUAAUAAAUUCUCAAUAAAAAAUGCGCUCGGUCAAAAAGUCUAUUUCGCUGUAGAAGAAAACGAUUGUUGUACGCGUAAUAUAUGUGGUCCAUCUCGUCCAUUUGAUAUGAAAGUAUUCGAUAAUUACCGUAAUGAAGUCAUCCAUAUGAACCGACCAUUAGCCUGUUCGGCGUGUUGCUUCCCAUGCUGCCUACAAACAAUGGAGGUAUCUUCACCACCUGGCUGUGUAGUUGGCACCAUCGAACAAGAAUGGUCCAUAUGUUCGCCCUCAUUUCGUAUAAAAAAUCAUAUUGGUGACACAGUGCUACGCAUCGAGGGACCCUUCUGUACCUUUACAAUGUGUGGCGAUGUACAAUUCAAUAUUGUUUCCUUAACUGGGGAGUCUGUGGGAAAGAUCUCAAAACAAUGGUCUGGUUUAGCACGAGAAUUAUUUACUGAUGCUGAUUUCUUUGGUAUUACCUUUCCGCUGGAUUUGGAUGUGCGCAUAAAAGCUGUGCUAUUGGGCGCUACUUUCCUUAUUGACGCCAUGUUCUUUGAAAAACAAGCAAAUCGAGAAACUGAUCGACCAGGCAUGUUUUAAUGAGAUUCACAUACAACACCGGUAAAAUUAAUUUGUAUAUAAAAAUAUAGUGAAAUGUUUAAAAAUAUAGCAACGCAUACAUACUUCGAAAUUAAAUACUUAGGUUUAAUACUAAAACUUUUUUCAAAAAAAAAAAGAUAAACCAUUUUGGAUAAAUUCGAAUAACUAACUAGUCCACUUGAAACCAAAGUAAAAAUACGGCUUAAAAAUAUAUGUUUUUAUGAAAUAUUAUAUUUGCUAUUUAAAGUGUAAAUUACGUGUGUAGUUACGCAUUUUGUAUGUAUUUUUGCACUAAGCCUAUGUGUAUAUAUGUACAUAUGUAUGUAUUCAAUAGCUUUAAAAGUAUUGCUGAGAAAUUCGCUCUUUGUAUGAAUUUUUUUUUACUGUUUUUAUUAUAAUCUUUGUAAAUGCAAAUUUGUUGGAGCUAAUAAAAUUGAAUACUCAUGGCCUUAUAGCCCCUACAAAUAUAAAUGUCUGUAUGAAUUUUAUAAUAACAUUUACUUCAU